UCCUGCCCAAUUCGUGUUGGCAGAAAUUUUGACCCUUUUGGGGGUUUUGUGUUUAUUUUUUUUUAAAUCUUAUCAGAACUAAUUAUCUAGUAUUAAAUGUACAUAGUUUAAAAAUUAUAAAGUUUAUUUUAAAACACCUUUUUUUAAAAUUGAAAGUAUUUUAUCCCUUCUGUCUUGGGAAAUGAGUAAAACAAAGCCAGCAGUAGCCAAAACAUGUAUGAUAUACAAUACAAACGAGUUCACAUCCUUGCUGAAAGACGUGAAAGUAUGCCCAUACAUGAACUGUCAAGAAAGCCCACUGCCUCAGACAACGCUGCCAGAAGUUAAACGAGAGUUGCCCAUAGAAGACCUUUCCAUAUCCGACACCCUCUUCUGUUCAUACUGCAACACGGGUUUCUUAAACAAAGAACAGCAGAGAGCGCACUACAAGCAGGACUGGCAUCGGUACAACUUGAAGCAACACCUCAACAACAAGAAGGCUGUUUCGGAAGAAAGAUUCUCCCAACUGGUCGAGGAUGAUCUAUCGAGUAUAUCCGGGUCGGAGAGCAGCGAUAACGAAGAAGGCGAGACCGAUGCAAAAAUUUUGGAGAGAGAGGCUGAAAGGAGACUUUCUCACCUGAUAGCCAGGAGGUCGAGGGUUCUUUUUAACAAUAACGAGGGGCAGGUCAUAUCAGUCCAUCGAUGUGUUUUACUAGGGAAAAAGGAAAAAGAAACAACAGACGACUAUUUGGUUCAAGUAAUAUCCAAACUUCCUUUCCGGACAAACUGGCUCAUUGUAAUGCUUGGCGGUGGGCAUUUUGCAGCUGCAAUUUUCAAAGGUGGAGAGGCGAUUCAGCACAAAACAUUCCACUGUUACACCGUCAGGGCGAAACAGGGUGGAACGCAAAGUUCAAAAGACAAUAAAUCUUCUCAUUCUAAAUCAGCAGGAGCUAGCUUGAGAAGGUACAACGAACAAUCGAUGACUCAGCAUGUUCAAGAAUUGGUUAAAAACUGGGGUCCUGAGAUUAAUAAAUGCGACCUGAUAUUUUACCGAGCCGUCGGAAGGGGCAAUUCAGGAGUACUUUUCAGCGGCACACACCCACUUUGUGUCAAAAGCGACCCUAGGCUGAGGAAAAUCCCUUUUACGACAAACCGUGCGACUUUUAACGAAGUGAAACGUGUACAUGAGAUGUUGUCGAGUGCUUUUAUAUACGAAUCGAAUGAAAUGUUCAAAACGACGUUCUCGUCUCCGAAAGCCGUUCGUGAAUGCUCAGAGGAAAAAAGUGAUACCAACGUGAGCACCACUAAGAAAAUUGACAGGGGAAAAGAAAGGCCGAGUCCUGUCCGGGAAUUGCCAGAUAUCGUACAACAUUUAGCAGCAAUUUCAACGUCUGGAAGUGAAGGAGAUCUCAACUUUAUUGUGGAAGAAAAUGAAGAAGUAGUGUCGUUCCUCGAUUUAAAAGAGUUCGAUGACACUGUCCCUCAACACAUUAAAGACAGGAUGAACAAGAAGCCUAAAAAGAAAAAAAAGGAACAAGAGAAAGAUACAUUGAAACCGGAACUUGCAAAGUUUUGGAAAAAAAUCCACAGUGCUUGUCAAAUGGGUGACACGAGCACUUUAAAGUCGACAUUGGACGAAAGGGACAAAAACGAACUUACUGAUGAAGAAGUGUCUUUUGUACUUAACCAGACAAACAUAUCAGGCGAGACGAUACUCCAUAACAUGGCUGCCGAAGGAAAUCAAGGUUCAGUACGACUCCUCAUGCUCCAUGGUGCCGAUCCUUGCCUAAAGGACAAAAAAUCCUUAACACCGUAUGAUCAUUCAAUAGACAAAAAUAUGAGGAAUAUAUUUAGAAGGUUUAUGGGUGAAUAUCCUGACAUGCACGAUUACUCAAAAUCUCAUAUUCCGAGUGCGUUGACAGAUGAGAUUGAAGCAGAAAUAGCGGAGAAGAGAAAAGCGGCUAAAAAAGCCAAAAGGGCUAGGGAUAAAGAAAAGAAAAUAGAAAAGGAAGAAAAAAAGAGAGAAGAAGAAGAGAAAAUUAGAUUCUUGAACCUUUCAGACCGUGAAAAGAUGGCAUUAGCUGCUGAAAGACGGAUUUUGAAUUCCAUGCCAGGAGGUGCGAAUGUAGUUUUGGUCCGAUGUUACACAUGUGCUGAUGAUAUCACUGGAAAAGUACCAUUUGAAUAUGACAACUACAGGUUUUGUAGUAUGCCCUGUUUAAAAGCUCAUAGAAUGAAAGGAAAACAACUUUGAUGUGUUCAAGCUUCAGCAUGAAAAAUUAUUGCAUUUUUGCAUUGUGAUAUUUGGCCGUGCGUAAAAAUUCACUGGCAUUCAAUUGUCACAUUUACUAAUAAACUGUUGUCAAACUGCUGAAACAAAAGUUAUUUUAAAAACUGUGAGAUUUUCCAUCCAUUUUUACUUGUAAAAACAGUACAAUAAAUUUUGUUUGUUAAAUAUUAUUUGGGAGGCUGUGAAAGCAUGUUUAAUUGAUUUAACUUAAAUUUUCCAACUCUAUUCCAAAUGCCUAGUUAAUUGUCAAACUAAAAUUAAGACAGUUAGAAUUCCACCCUGAGAUCAUGGGUGAUAGAAGAUCGAAGAGCCGGUCUGACAAAACAUCAAAAACGGGAUUCUGGCAUCGCGCCAAAUCCUUGGCAAAUCGGUACAUCGGGAUUGAAGAGGAGGAAUUGAGAAAGAAAGUAUCGCAUAAUGUAGCAAAGGCAGAUCACUCGAAGCAAUUCGACUUGUUAAAUUUGCAAAUUGAUAUGUUAGAAAAGAAACUGAAAAUGUUAGAAGAUCUAGCUAUCGAAAAUAAGGACAAACAAUUGGGCAAUAGAACUUUGCUCCAGGUCGAUGAAGAAAUCGUUAAACCGAAGGAAGAGUACUUCGAGGAAAGUUCUGAAGUGAGCUGCUGCGAGACAAACUCAAUGUUCACACUGGAAGGGUCGCUCAGCACUAGUUAUCCGAUACAUUUCAACUCGCAAUAUUCGCUCGAUGCAAGAAACGUCGGCAUCGCAAUUAACAAAAGUUGCACAUUGACGAUGCCUUUCAUCUAUAACGUAUCUUGUCAACAGUCAUCGCAAGAAUUUUUUGAAAACGACGAAGAACCAGUUUGCACCCUCACUUAUAACAAAGAAACUCGGCAGAUCGUGAUCGACUAUAGGAAAAACAAGGACGCCGAAUCCAAGAGGAUUUGCAUCAACGAACUCGGAGACAGUCUUGAAUUGGUACAGGCGGAGAUAGUGGGCAGGGUUGUUUGUUAUUUGCUCGGCAUUUUUCAAGAAAUGCCACAAACUGACACUGUUAUUUUUGAAGAAGCAAAAGAGGACGAGUCACUUAAAUAAUUUUAUAAUUAAACACUGGUAUUCAGCCCAAAUAAAAUUUGACUAC
Molecule: messenger RNA, 3367 nt
Organism: Cimex lectularius (bed bug)
Lineage: Eukaryota; Metazoa; Arthropoda; Insecta; Hemiptera; Cimicidae
Product: ankyrin repeat and zinc finger domain-containing protein 1-like
Exons: 14
Coding region: 182-2233 (683 amino acids)
Molecular function (GO): protein binding; nucleic acid binding; zinc ion binding
Source: RefSeq, a predicted model, not a curated record